Rattus rattus (black rat) is the source of this 1513-nucleotide messenger RNA. RefSeq names its product WD repeat domain 45 (gene Wdr45). NCBI's taxonomy places the organism in Eukaryota, Metazoa, Chordata, Mammalia, Rodentia, Muridae. The record is from RefSeq and is a predicted model, not a curated record. Gene Ontology annotation, biological process: protein lipidation; nucleophagy; protein localization to phagophore assembly site. The transcript has 10 exons. Gene Ontology annotation, cellular component: extrinsic component of membrane; phagophore assembly site membrane; cytosol. Bases 100 to 1185 code for a protein of 361 amino acids. Gene Ontology annotation, molecular function: phosphatidylinositol-3-phosphate binding; phosphatidylinositol-3,5-bisphosphate binding; protein binding.
GAAAUCAUUUGGGGGACAGAAGUUGUAGGACUUAAGAGAGGACAUUGGGAACUCUUCACAAUGCUGUCUUUUUUGUGCCCAGGAAGGCAAUCCUGAACUAUGACUCAGCAGCCACUUCGAGGUGUGACCAGCCUCCAUUUCAACCAAGACCAGAGCUGCUUUUGCUGUGCCAUGGAGACAGGUGUACGGAUCUACAAUGUGGAGCCACUGAUGGAGAAGGGGCAUCUUGACCACGAGCAGGUAGGCAGCGUGGGCCUUGUAGAGAUGCUGCACCGAUCCAACCUGCUGGCCCUGGUGGGCGGUGGUAGCAGCCCCAAGUUCUCCGAGAUCUCGGCAGUGCUGAUCUGGGACGAUGCCCGAGAAGGCAAGGACUCCAAGGACAAACUGGUGCUGGAGUUCACCUUCACCAAGCCAGUGCUAGCUGUGCGAAUGCGCCAUGACAAGAUUGUGAUUGUGCUGAGGAACCGCAUCUAUGUGUACUCCUUCCCUGACAACCCUCGGAAGCUGUUUGAGUUUGACACUCGGGACAACCCCAAGGGGCUGUGUGACCUCUGCCCAAGCCUGGAGAAGCAGCUGCUUGUGUUUCCUGGACACAAGUGUGGAAGUCUGCAACUUGUGGAUCUGGCAAGCACAAAGCCUGGUACUUCAUCAGCUCCAUUCACUAUCAAUGCCCAUCAGAGUGAUGUGGCCUGUGUGUCCCUGAACCAGCCAGGCACUGUAGUGGCCUCAGCCUCCCAGAAGGGUACCCUUAUUCGUCUUUUUGAUACGCAGUCCAAGGAAAAGCUGGUAGAGCUUCGAAGAGGCACUGACCCUGCCACCCUAUACUGCAUUAACUUCAGCCAUGACUCCUCCUUCCUCUGUGCUUCCAGUGACAAGGGCACUGUCCAUAUCUUUGCUCUUAAAGACACCCGCCUUAACCGCCGCUCUGCGCUGGCACGUGUGGGCAAAGUGGGACCUAUGAUUGGGCAAUACGUGGACUCUCAGUGGAGCCUGGCCAGCUUUACUGUACCUGCUGAGUCAGCCUGCAUCUGCGCCUUUGGUCGAAAUACUUCUAAAAACGUCAAUUCUGUAAUUGCCAUCUGCGUAGAUGGGACCUUCCACAAAUAUGUCUUCACUCCUGAUGGAAACUGCAACAGAGAGGCCUUUGACGUGUACCUUGACAUCUGUGAUGACGAUGACUUUUAAGAGUCCUGGCAGCUAUACUAGGAACCUACAGUAGCCGAAUGCCGAACUGAGUCUUGAGGGUGUUGAACCAGCCAGCAAGCAUAAAAAUGAGCCUUUCCACUCUCCAUUCAAACACAGCUGUGUCUAAAUAAACAGCCAACAUCCCCCCAAGCACUUUUGUGACUGCGUGCUAAAGGCCAAGGACUGAUACCCUGGGCCACCUAGUCUGGAAAACACCAGGGACCCAAAGGGAUUAUCCAAAUCCAAGCUAGGGAUUUAAAAAAAAAAAUGAUUACAUAGUCUCUGUAAUGUAUAUGAAUAAAAGGCCUUUGAAUGGCAUUUAUGACUU